Rhinocladiella mackenziei CBS 650.93 is the source of this 870-nucleotide messenger RNA. RefSeq lists its product as uncharacterized. The transcript has 2 exons. The record is from RefSeq and is a predicted model, not a curated record. NCBI's taxonomy places the organism in Eukaryota, Fungi, Ascomycota, Eurotiomycetes, Chaetothyriales, Herpotrichiellaceae. Gene Ontology annotation, molecular function: hydrolase activity, acting on ester bonds. The coding region runs from base 1 to 870 and encodes 289 amino acids.
AUGUCUGGUGUAGCCAUGGCCGGUCCCAGUCGAGUUUCGUUGCCAAACACCCUCCAGAAGACGUUGGAAACACCGUCAGGCAGGACCUUUUUGGUCCAGAUAUCGUGGCCUCUACAGUGGAGUGAGCAUGACAGGAUCAAGGAAGGAGAGUGUCCAGUAAUAUACAUCGCGGAUGGCAACGCCCUUUUUCUAAUGGCGACAGAAGCAUCCUGGCGGAGAGAAAUAGGACCACACUACAGUGGAGGUGGGAUCGUGGUAGCCGUUGGCUACGUCCUCGAUGGCAGAGUCUUUGAUCGGAAAAGGGGCUAUGACCUGACUCCCCUCGCGCCAGGGGUUAGCGACGAAUUCCUCGACUUCAUCCUCGGACCGGUCAAUCUCAUUGUGGCAGAAUGUUUUCCCAACAAAAUUAUCAGUCGGCAGGCGCUCUAUGGCCACUCUUACGGCGGUCUGUUUGCACUCUAUGUCCUCCUAACUAGGCCCGGUGGCUUUAAUCUUUUCGUUGCAAGUAGUCCGUCUGCAUGGUUUCAAGGCGAUUGGAUCAUCAGAGAAGCCGAAAAGUUUGCCAAAUCUCCUCCUUCAUCGGCACCGGACCAGAAGCAGAGACCUUCGCUGAUGUUCUUCUACGGUUCUCUGGAACAAUACCCGAAAAGGUGGCACGAUGAAAGUCAUGAGCAUUUUGAGAAGAGAGAACAGUCUUGUGCAGAGCGUAAAGUGUCGGAGAAUACAACGGCCCUGCAAAAGUGUCUACAACAAAGCGGAAAGCUGGAGGCUGUAACCAUUCAGGAAUACGUGGGAGAGGACCACGGUACGGUGAUGGCCUGUUCUUUAAGCAGAAGUUUGACCACUUUCUUCGAAGAGUGGCCUCUAUGA